Molecule: messenger RNA, 1622 nt
Organism: Mycena citricolor
Lineage: Eukaryota; Fungi; Basidiomycota; Agaricomycetes; Agaricales; Mycenaceae
Source: the annotation of a GenBank genome assembly
AUCAUCCGACACCGCUUUUUGUCAAUUGACACCACUUGGCACUUGGUGACCACCAAAUUCUUGCCUCUAGCUGCUUUCGGCCGUUGCAUGCUAGCAUGUCGUUCCUAACUCGCUGUCUUGACGCUUGUCGAAACCCGUUCACCUCAAUAGGGUCCGUGCGUACUGCUACCAAACGCGCGGGAGGAACGGUUCACAAUCACGGUGGCUCUCCUGGUAAACGUUUGGGGGUGAAAAAAUUCUCUGAUCAAUAUGUUAUCCCCGGAAACAUAAUUGUUCGCCAGCGCGGGACUCUCUUCCAUCCCGGAGCUCAUGUCAAAAUGGGGCGGGAUCAUACUAUAUACGCGAUUGCGCCAGGUUUCGUGCGGUUCUACAAGGAGAAAUGGAUGCGGGGAGAACGCCGGUACGUUGGUCUCGUGCUACAGCGGGGAGAGGUACUACCUCGGGACGAAUCCUCGUUUGGCCGCAGCCGGUUCUGUGGGCUAGUGAACUUGAAAAGUGUUACUGCUACAGAAACAAUACAGGCAUAAUACAUCAUUCUUCUGUUGCGUCUCGAUUCACCCGCGUUCCAUCGACGUCUACCCAGGAUAACAUUGGGCAGAUAUCAGAGUUCUCUCCGAGAACCUUGAGGAUUGCCUGCAUCGUCCUCGUUGGAUGGCUAGUCACCUCAAUGUUCUCGAUAUGGGGCAAUGUGCGCAGCAGAAACGAUAUUCUGUCGCACACCUGGUCUUGGCACUCGAACUUGUGAAACCGCAUCACGCGCAAAUUGGGACACUUGGGGACCCAAGUGGAGUUGUGAAUGGCGUGAAGAAAAUCAUCGAAUGCUCGCCCGUGGAAGACCCCCAGUUCGAGGGUCACCAAUGCGGGAGUGUUCAGAGCUUCGAAAAAUGGGGCACAGUCACUCUCAUCCCCUGCAUCCGUCUUGGCUGGGUGGAGCGCUGCGAAUUUCAAUUCUUGUAUGGUCGAAAUUCGGGCAGAAUCUUGGGCUAGCUGAAGGCGCAUGGGUGGAACAACGAAGUCGACGAAUUCCAACGUCUGUGGGCCAUUGUCGCAAGCAGCGUACUUCCCUGAAGGGCCAACGUAUCGCACUGGUGCCGGACAUCUCCAAGUGCCCCACUCCGUCGACAGACGCGAGUGGAAUACAACCACGAAAUCCAAGCCCUGCCCGGGGUGGCAUGAUGGUAAUACCCACGACGCCCACAUUGGGAAACGACUCGUUUUCCAGGCUGAGCAGCAAGAUCCUCCAAACUGCCGAGCUAGCCGUUACUUUGAGAGUGUGGCACCUAUAAAGAUUCGAUUUGAAUAGCCCAGUAGCGAACGCUAGCAGGUCCUGAGGGUCAACGACCACCGGGUGUAAAUCCAAAUUCAUUGAGAUCAAGCGCUGGCCAGCACGAGCGAGUUGUGCGGAAACCAGGUCAACAUGCUUUACAUCCGUGUUUCGGAUGGUGAUGUUGAGCCAAAGACUCGAGUCUCCAAAUGCCGCCUCUUUCCAUGAGCGACAGACUUGGGAGACUCGAUAAAGUUGACGGGUGUCGGAUGAGAGAUGAGCGAAGAUCGAAGCAAGGAGUUCGACGGGAAAGUCCCCGAGUAUGACCAUGGCUUGAAUAGAGAGUUAUGGUUCUGCA